This is a messenger RNA of Klebsormidium nitens, 2957 nucleotides long. The record is from the annotation of a GenBank genome assembly. Lineage: Eukaryota; Viridiplantae; Streptophyta; Klebsormidiophyceae; Klebsormidiales; Klebsormidiaceae.
CGGAGCUCUGCGCAGUUCUAAAGUAAUUUGAAGCCCAUGAUCGCCUUUCAUUAGCAGGUGAUGGCUUGUGGGGUCUGAUGUGACUCGCUUGAAUGGGGUUCCAGAAGGACAGCUGUUUGCGGCUCUUCAUUCUUUUGCUGGCCGCGAGUUCUGCUGCUUCGUUGGCUAUUGUAGAAGGUGGUGCUAACAAGCUUCAGCAGCUAGCGGGGUCGGCAGGGAGUAGGCUUGGGGCUUCUCGGAAAGUCCUGCAAGCUGCUGGGUCUGGUCCUUGCCCAAUUGAGUUUUCCCAGCAAGACUUGGCAGAUGCAGCGGGGGCUUGCACCUCAAUCUUUGCACAGGGGACAGCUCCUCAGGGGUCCUGCUGCAGCAAAACGGCGGGGAUCCUCGGUCUAGCACAGGCCCGGUAUGCAAACAAGACGGGAAACCUUUUGGUGUCAAGUGAAGUUGCAGAUGUAUGCUUCCAGACUUUGGUUGUCGCGCUCAAGGGUGUGACCGUAAGCAAUGCAGAAAUGCUCUUGGCGACUUGCAACAUCACGACGUCUCGGAUCUCGGCUCCCGCCUGCGGCACCAGUCUUGUCACUCUGAGGGACUUCUAUUUUGCAGCCAACCGGAGUUUCCCAGAUAGAGGGGUGAUUAAUAGCUGCUUCCGGAGCACCAAUUGCAGUGCAUGUGCCAACGCCAAGACCGAGCGGUUUCUCUCUCUGACCACCAGCAAUCCAGAGGAUGAUGGCCUGCUCGCCACGGCCCCCUGCCAAGAACUGGCCACAGUGGCCAUGGUUGCAAGUUCCGUCCCAAGCAUUGUCGGGAACGGCAUUGCCAGGUGUUCCUGGGGUGCAGACUACGCCCCACUGGUUCAGAAGUCGACCUGCACGGCCACUCCGUGGCAGAUCCUGGACUUCUCUGCAGUCCGCCGGAGCUGUGGGCCUGAGGCGUAUCAUUAUGAGCGGUGCUGCCACGUCAUGAUCGGCAUGCUUGCUCAGAUACUCACCUACCGAGAGGAGAGCAAAGCGGGUCCCCUGCCACAGGAUCAACUAGACGCGUGCCAGCAGUCUUUCAGGGACCAGCUUUCCCAGCAAGGCGUCGACCCCUCCAUUCUGGACACUUGUCAACUGUCUGGCUCCUACUUCCUUACACCCCAGGCUUGCAACGAGUACACCUUUUACAACGGCGCGACGUUCCCCAGCUCUUACCUUACAGAGCUGGAGGCUGAGUGCAGCCCAGGGACUUGCAACGCCAAUUGCACCACCGACCUCAUUGCCAUGGGCUCCGAGCUCGCAUCUCCCGAUGCCAUCUUCGCGUGCAUCGUGUACAUCAACAUAAAGUACAUGGCAGAGCAGGCCAACCUCGUGGAGGCCACGGAUCGGCUGACCUGUUACAUCGUGUUGCCAGACCCCCUUCGAUUAGGAGUCAACGAAACUGCCCUUGCUGAGUUGAAUGCUACCGCCCUGGGCUCGCUGUCUAGGUCUGGCAGGCCAGUAGGCACAAAGCUUAUUGUGGCCUUAGCAGUAGGCGGAGCUGUAGUGGUCACCGUGUUGGUUGUAGUGUCGGCGUGGCUGGGACUGUGCCGGAAAAAGAAAGUCCUGGGAUGGUCAUUCUACGAGCAAAAGUCGCUGUCAAGGAGUUUGUCGCUUGGGGGCUCCGAGAACUACUCAAACUCCCAGAUCAUCGUGUAUAGCUACAACGAGCUUAAGCGGGCGACUCAAUACUUUUCUCCAAAGCGGCUGCUAGGGAGAGGGGGCUCCGGGUAUGUCUAUCUUGGGGAUCUGCCGCGCUCCGGUGGGAUGGUCGCGGUGAAGAAGAUCGUGGUGGGAAGGACGAAGGCGGGUUCGAGGGAGUUCGGGAACGAAGUGGAGUCGAUGUCUCGGUGCAGACACAAGCACCUGGUGCAGCUCCUUGGUGUUUGCGUCUCGGACAACCACUUUGUGCUCGUGUACGAGUACAUGGUGAAUGGCAGCCUGGAGGACCACUUGUAUGUUCCGCUGGCAGAUGCGGAGAAGGUGGAAGGGAGGGGAAACCCGGUCUUUUUGACCUGGCAGAUGCGGCUGAAGAUCGCUGUGGGCACGGCAAAAGGGCUGACGUAUCUCCACGAGGACUGCAGCCCGAAGAUCAUCCAUCGAGACGUGAAGCCGAGCAACAUCUUGUUGGACAAGCAGUUUGACGCCAAAGUGUGCGACUUUGGCCUGGCCAAAUUCUCCGACGACGGGGCAACCCACAUCAGCACAGGCAUUGCGGGCACUUGGGGAUAUCUGGCCCCCGAGUACGUUGCAACGAGCCAGCUGACAGAGAAGAGUGACGUGUAUAGCUACGGGGUCGUGUUGCUGACUUUGAUCUCUGGUCGGAGGCCUACGGAGGCUGGUCUCCCAGAGGAUGAGGUCUUUCUCCCCGAGUACGCUUGGAUCGUCGCUGAGCAGGGCAGGCUCCGCUGUCUGGUCGAUCCACGACUGGCGGCUGACCCGGACUUUGAGAAGCACUGGGAGAGUAUGGAGCGAGUGCUGAGGAUAGCUUUGUUCUGUGUGCACACGGUGGUGACGACACGGCCGACGAUGCGACAAUGCAUCGCGAUGCUCCAGGGCGACAUGGAGGUACCAACUCUACCGUCUCGACCGAUGACCCUCUACACAAUAGGCCUUGUGGCAACGGGGCACAGCCAGACGUCCAUGCGGUUCCGAGGAACCGCCAGCUUUUUCAAAAUGGACCCCGUACAGGAGUUUCCGGUGGUUGAAGGGAACGAAGAUGGUCUCAAAACACCGCAACAAAGCGACAUCAUGGAGGCUGGUAUUUCUUGGAGCACCGAGUAGCAGCUAGCGAGUUGUGUUAUCUUAAGCUUGUUGAUUGCAUGCGCAACUAAUAUAUUCGGGUCACAUCGAAAUGAUGGUAGAGUAGUGCCAGGUUAGCUAUAGUGUAGAGGUCGAAUCGCUUUUGUCUUGCAACCCCAACUAACCCAGAUGUCUAGCCAG